AUGUCUGCGAAAGCUGCUCUUCCAAAUCAACCACCUGCGACUCCAAACAAAACUUCCCAGCGGUCAGGAGAGGAAGCACAGCAAGGAGUUGUGCUUUUGUCAGAUGUACAUAUCUUCGAUGUCCCUAGUAGAACCUGGGUUUUCAUUCCGACCGCCAAUGCCCCCAGAGGGAGAUAUGCCCACUGUGCAACGAUUUUACCGUCAAGGGCUACCUUCGGUUCCUCGAAUGCUCCCAUAUCUGCCCUCCACCAUAAUCCGUCUUCAUCCAAUCCACACCAAGGUACAUUAGGCGUGGAGAUCGAUGGAUAUGGCGGGGCGGAGAUGAUCGUCGUUGGUGGCCAGGAUACAUCGAAUCAUUAUUUUGAAGAAAUAAAUGUUUUCAAUCUGCGAAGCCUAAAAUGGACUUCGACCACCUCUCUUGACCGUAGUUGUGGGGCCUAUCGCAGUGUUGCCACUCCUUUGCUCGGAGUGAAGCCUUCUAAUAUUGGAGGUGGAGUUGAGGUGGAAGGGUUCAGGGACCCGACGAAGCCGGAUGCUCAGAAGCCAGAUCCACUGCUGUUGAUAUACUCGAAUUACAAUUUCCUAGAUGUCAAAUUAAACCUGCAGCUCCGUACAUCUGACGGGAAGCUUACAGAGAAGUCAAUGAAUGGCACGGUUUCACCUCCUGGCUUACGGUUUCCUAAUGGGGGCAUUAUCAAUGGCCAUUUUGUGGUUAGCGGUACCUACCUUACAUCGUCCAAACAGGAGUACGCAAUGUGGGCUCUGGAUUUGAAAACACUCACAUGGGGACGUAUUGAUGCUGGAGGAGCAAUUUUUAGUCACGGGAGUUGGAAUCGCGGUGUUUUGUGGAGCCGGCGAAGCACAUUUGUCGUGAUUGGACAUCGGAAACGAAGUUUAGUUGAGGACUACAACCACCGGCGCAUCAAUUUCUCACACAUCUGCUUCGUGGAACUCGAAGCGUUUGGCCUGUAUGAGAAUCCACGACGAAGCGCCCCAACUUCGGGGUAUGUGUCCGUAAGCAGCCCCAUGGUACCUGCGUCGCUACAAGCAAAGAUUUCCCAGCAAGGUGCGGGGGGGCGACCAUUAUCUACGACAGCGGAAGAAUUGGGCAGGAUGGCUCUAUCACUUCGGGAACUGUCUGAUAUGGAGCUGCUCACUAUUGGCGGCGAGCGUAUCCCAGUCAACUCUCACAUUUUGGCUCGUCGUUGGGGCCCAUAUUUUAUUCAACUUCUCCGUGAAUCUACAAUCGCAGAAGAGAACAUGUCAGAUGCUGCUACCGUACGCCAGCAGACUUCGUCUCACCCUAGUCGCAAUUCCAGCAUCACAAUAACACCAUCAGUGGGAAACAAUAGCAGUUAUUCUGCCGCGACUACCCUCAUCGGCCAUACAGGCGCAUCAUCCAACCAGAGGACCCCGCCGUCACUCCUUCCAAACCUUGAAAUCCCCUCCGCGCACACUCUUACACCGACUUCUCGCCCUAGAACCUUGUACCUCCCCCACACUCACCUAACCGUCCAACUGCUCGUUCAUUAUCUUUAUACUUCCUCACUCCCACCCCCGGGCUCCCAACUCUGUACUCCACAGAUCCUCUGCUCUCUCCUCCAGCUUGCACGACCCUACCAGGUAGAUGGCCUCCUCGAGGCCACGGUCGAACGACUCCACCAAGUGCUGGACGGGCGGAACGCUGCAGCAGUUUUUAACGCCGCAGCCAUGGCAGCUGGCAGUGGCCGUGGCACAGGCUUUGCCAGUGGACCGGGUGGAACCCUCGAAGUAUUAAACGGGGUCCACUCGCGUUCCAACGCCGUCGCUUCCGCCAUAGAACCAAUGAGCAUACUGAACCUCAACUCCAACUCAGACACGGAAUCUGGAGACACAUCGGGGCCACGAUCGGGUACCGUGGGUGGUGGACCUGGACAGUCCCAGCGCGGCACACCAAGCGCCCAGCGACCAGCCAACCUACGCAUCAACACCACAAAUCUCAACACUGGAAAUGCACCUGGUGGUUUUAGUGCGGGAGGCAACCGCAAUCGCGCUGAAUCAGUCAGCAGCGCGGCUAGCACGGCUACGUCUGCUUCAACAAAUACCAGUCUCAGUUUCUCUGAGUCUAUGGGCGUGGAUGACAUUGCUCGUCAUAAUGAUCCCAAUAAUAAAAACAAAGAUGAUGACAUGGUGGGCCACGAGCGCGGGCGGAGCAAGCCUGAACGGGAGAUUUGGACGGGUGAGAUUAGCAGCGUUGUUGGGCUACAGAAAAGGGGGUUACGCGGGUUGAUGGAGGGGCGACGGAUGAGGGAGAGGGGUGGGAGGCCGGCCAAUCCGCCUGGGGCAGCUGGUGUUGGAGGUGAGGAUGGAAAUUCCACCGACACUGGUGGAGCACCACCAGCGAUAUCUGCGGCUCCGGCUGGUGUUGCUGUAGGCAGUGGAUAG
Molecule: messenger RNA, 2424 nt
Organism: Histoplasma mississippiense
Lineage: Eukaryota; Fungi; Ascomycota; Eurotiomycetes; Onygenales; Ajellomycetaceae
Exons: 1
Coding region: 1-2424 (807 amino acids)
Biological process (GO): cell redox homeostasis
Cellular component (GO): mitochondrion; cytosol
Molecular function (GO): protein binding
Source: RefSeq, a predicted model, not a curated record